AUGGCUUCGUCGGAGAAGCGCCGGGCGAGCACCUCGCCGUCGGCCACCGCCCUCGCUCCCACCACAAACCCCGCCUCUUCGUCGCCGUACUUCCUGCCGGAGUUGAUCCCGUUGGUCGCGAGCCGGCUGACGACCCUCGAGGACUUCUUCGCCCUCCGCGCCGCCUGCCGCGCCUACCGGGAUCUCCUCCCGCCGUCGCCGGCCAACCUCGCCUCCCAGGGUCCGCUCCUUCUCUUCCCCCGCAUGGCCUCUGCAUCGGGGGCCCUCUUUCACGUCCCCCUCCGCCGCAUCCUCCGCUUCCGCCUCCCCUGCACAGACCUCCGCUCCACCGAAUUCCACUCCUUCGGCUGCCGUGUUGCCAUCCAGGACCGCCGCCGCGAGCUCCGCAUCCGGCACCUCCUCACAGGCGAGCGAGCCCGCCUGCCUGAUCCCCCGGAACCGUGCUACUCUGAAGAAGUCGUCUUUUCUGCCGACCUCGUCGUCACCUGCAGGCAAUGGGGCCGGGUCCUCUACUACUGCCACAUUGGGGACGCUCGCUGGCGAGCAGCGCCGUGCGAUGAAGGCCACCAGAUUUACAAUAUGAUGUUCGUCAAGGGCACCCUCUAUGUGCUGAUUUACCCGCAUUACCGCCUUGCUGUCGUCGAGCUUGACAAGAAUUCAGUGGUAUUGUCGUUUCUUGGAGAUAAAUUGAGUGUGCCAGAAGUUAACAUUUUUCCAGGUCCAAUGCUCUGGCUAGCAGAGUGUCGUGGUGAGUUAUUGCUCAUUGUCGAGGUGCAGUUCCUUCCAUGUGUGUACCAUGUUUUCUAUCUGCAAUCCGGGGAGGGGAAGUGGGCGAGGACUACUAGCCUUGGUGGUUGCAGCUUGUUCUUUAAUUUGGAUAAGUUUGCCGGUUGCCUUGGUCCAGAUCAUCCGGCAGUUCGGAGGGACUGCUUGUACUUCACUGGGUGCUCCGGGAAGUGGAGCGAGUAUUCUUUGGCUGAUGGGUCUUAUCAUGAAUUCGUUAUCGACCACCCAGGGCGAACUGAGGAUUAUGGAUCUCCGGUUUGGGUCCUUCCAAGCAUUUGCUGA
Molecule: messenger RNA, 1068 nt
Organism: Triticum turgidum subsp. durum (durum wheat)
Lineage: Eukaryota; Viridiplantae; Streptophyta; Magnoliopsida; Poales; Poaceae
Source: the annotation of a GenBank genome assembly